AAAUACCACAGUUAGUGCUACCUGAUGGGUAGGUAAUGGUACCCUCUGAACCUCUGAUAGCGGGUAUUCGAUAGAAGGUACCGAUUGGAUAAAAAUGCAUUGAUCGAUGCGUGAGAUUGUUCGACUGGUAGUUGGAUAGAGAAAUGUUGCGUUUAGGUAUUCGUCACGUUUAGAGUUCCAAAAUGUGUGCAUUCAGUCAGUUAUUACUUCUACUUUUAAUUUCAAUUAAUGUAAUCGUUUAUUGUGAAGAUUCGCUUUUGUUUGCUGAAGAUACUUUGAAGAAAUACCAUGGAAAUAUUAUUUUUUCAUCAGUGAUUUUUCGACAUGGAGAUCGGGCACCACAGACGUUGUAUUCUAAAGACCCUUAUUUAAAUGAAUCAUAUUGGCAAAUACAUUGGCCACAAGGGAAAGGGCAGUUGUCAAAAAUUGGUAAGUUACAAGAAUACAAUUUAGGAAAAUGGUUUCGCAAAAGAUAUGAUUCGCUGAUACCACAAGGAUAUAAAUACGAUCUAUUGAAAGUGGAAAGUUCAGACCUAGACCGUACAAUAAUGAGCGCUGAAUGUUUCCUUGCUGGGUUCUUUCCUCCUUCGUCAAAUGAAACGUGGGCAGAUGACGGCUUGAAAUGGCAACCAGUUCCAAUACGCGCAAUACCAGUGGAUCUUGAUAAUAUAAUUGGCUUUCGAGCGAAUUGCGAAAGAUACAAUUUGGAAAAGGAGCAAUUUAAUAAGUCUCCCGAAGCUUUGGAUUUCUAUUUAAAACACCGGAAGAUUUUCAAUUACAUCGCUGCCAAUUCUGGACAAAAGAUGUCAUCGGAUAAUGUAUUUUACUCUAUUGAAAAUGCUUUCCACUUGUAUGAUGUUUUGUUCGUCGAGAAAUCGUAUAAUUUGACAUUGCCAGAGUGGACUAAUUCUAUAUACCCGGAGCCCUUGACACGAUUUGCAUCACUCAACUUAUUACUACAUACAAGCGUACUCGGUGCAAAUGCGAAAGAUUGUACUUUAAUUAGAAAACUAGUAGAGGAAAUGGAAAUGAAAAUUCAUAGGAAAUCUAACAGUCUAUUCCAUUUUUAUUCUGGUCAUGAUACUACUAUCGCCGGAUUGCUUACAGCACUAGAAAUGUACAACGAUAUUUUCAUACUUCCUUCGUACAGUGCCUCGUUAAUUUUUGAACUGAGACAGAAACACAAAAAUUAUGUCGUGACGAUUUUGUAUCGGAAUUCGACCAAUAUGCCACCUCAGUUUUUACAUUUACGUGGUUGUGACCAUGUCUGUACAUUGGAUAAGUUCAAAGCAUUGACUCAACAUUUGAUACCAGGGAACUGGGAUGAUGAAUGUGAUGCAAGUUUGAUGAAAAAAGAAGAUGAGCAAAAUAAUAAUAUCAUCUUUCAGCAGAUUAUCAAUUCAUUAGGCCUUAACACAAAAUCAGAAACCGGAAAGAUAAAGGAUUAGUAUUAUUACUUACAUAAGUUAUAUUAGGUAGAUAAUAGGUAUCUAAUAAUACCAUGUCAACAAUCUUGUAUUCACAAAUUCAUUUUUAUUCAUACCUACUCAUUUUCACUCGGCUAUUCUCUCUUAGCUUAUUAGGCGUUAUCUUUCUUCUGCUAUACUUUUUCUCUAUGAUAAUUCAUGAUGCAGAUAUUUUUCUUCAGUUACCUAUUAUUCUUGGUUUAUUUUUCUUCAUUUUCAGUUCUUUGGAUAUGUUUUUCCCUUUCCUCGUAUCUCUUAUCCGUUUUACCUACGCACAUAAGCAAUUAACAAUUAAGUGCUUACUUUGAUAUUGAUUGAUUUGAAAAUAAACAAGUACAUACCUAG
Messenger RNA from Planococcus citri (citrus mealybug), 1811 nucleotides. Its product is annotated as prostatic acid phosphatase-like. The transcript has 7 exons. NCBI's taxonomy places the organism in Eukaryota, Metazoa, Arthropoda, Insecta, Hemiptera, Pseudococcidae. The record is from RefSeq and is a predicted model, not a curated record. Gene Ontology annotation, molecular function: phosphatase activity. The coding region runs from base 183 to 1448 and encodes 421 amino acids. Gene Ontology annotation, biological process: dephosphorylation.